UAAGGUAAUGAGCCUUGUCACCCAAAUGCUUUAAACAGAAGCCAUCAUCUGUCACAUGCCAGAGGGUGCCCCUCAAGAGUGGGAGAGCAGGGGCUGAACUGCUGAGUUCCCGCUGCGUCCUGUUGCUAUGCUGCCUGCACCCUUGGUGGGGAGAAGAGAAGAGGUGGACUGCUGCGGAGGACCUGGCAAACAAGGACCCAGAUGCCUAUGGCGUCCCCUCAAACCCUGGUCCUCUAUCUGCUGGUCCUGGCAGUCACUGAAGCCUGGGGCCAGGAGGCAGUCAUCCCAGGCUGCCACUUGCACCCCUUCAAUGUGACAGUGCGAAGUGACCGCCAAGGCACCUGCCAGGGCUCCCACGUGGCACAGGCCUGUGUGGGCCACUGUGAGUCCAGCGCCUUCCCUUCUCGGUACUCUGUGCUGGUGGCCAGUGGUUACCGACACAACAUCACCUCCGUCUCUCAGUGCUGCACCAUCAGUGGCCUGAAGAAGGUCAAAGUACAGCUGCAGUGUGUGGGGAGCCGGAGGGAGGAGCUCGAGAUCUUCACGGCCAGGGCCUGCCAGUGUGACAUGUGUCGCCUCUCUCGCUACUAGCCCAUCCUCUCCCCUCCUUCCUCCCCUGGGUCACAGGGCUUGACGUUCUGGUGGGGGAAACCUGUGUUCAAGAUUCAAAAACUGGAAGGAGCUCCAGCCCUGAUGGUUACUUGCUAUGGAAUUUUUUUAAAUAAGGGGAGGGUUGUUCCAGCUUUGAUCCUUUGUAAGAUUUUGUGACUGUCACCUGAGAAGAGGGGAGUUUCUGCUUCUUCCCUGCCUCUGCCUGGCCCUUCUAAACCAAUCUUUCAUCAUUUUACUUCCCUCUUUGCCCUUACCCCUAAAUAAAGCAAGCAGUUCUUGAA
Messenger RNA from Homo sapiens (human), 893 nucleotides. RefSeq names its product glycoprotein hormone subunit alpha 2 (gene GPHA2). The transcript is spliced from 4 exons. The record is from RefSeq and is a predicted model, not a curated record. Gene Ontology annotation, cellular component: extracellular region. NCBI's taxonomy places the organism in Eukaryota, Metazoa, Chordata, Mammalia, Primates, Hominidae. Bases 202 to 591 code for a protein of 129 amino acids. Gene Ontology annotation, molecular function: hormone activity.